Molecule: messenger RNA, 1266 nt
Organism: Microstroma glucosiphilum
Lineage: Eukaryota; Fungi; Basidiomycota; Exobasidiomycetes; Microstromatales; Microstromataceae
Product: kinase-like protein
Exons: 4
Coding region: 1-1266 (421 amino acids)
Biological process (GO): protein phosphorylation
Cellular component (GO): nucleus
Molecular function (GO): protein kinase activity; ATP binding
Source: RefSeq, a predicted model, not a curated record
AUGAAUCAGACUCACCAAGGAAAUGUGCCUUACUUGCCAUCGGGCGCCUCAGCAGGUAGCGGUAGCGGCGGAGCGGCCGUCACAGGAUCGAGCUAUCGGGGCGGAUAUCCGGGCGGCAAUGGCGUGAUACCCAACGGGGUUGGGUCGUCAAGUCGGCAGCAGAUUGUGCAACAUGCUGCUCUACCCGUAGACGACAAGGAUGGCCACUUCAUCGUGCGGGAAAAGGACUGGAUCAGCGACCCGAGGGGCGGCGAGAACCGAUACCAAAUCUUGUCGCAAUUAGGGCAAGGGACCUUCGGUAAGGUCGUCGAAUGCUACGAUAGACUUGAACGGCGGUACGUCGCCAUCAAGGUUAUUCGCGCCGUGCAAAAGUACAGGGACGCAAGUCAAAUCGAGAUCAGAGUGUUGAAGACACUAAGUGCCAACGAUCCGAGAAAUGACAACAAAUGCAUCCAUCUGCUGGAUACGUUCUCUUUCCGGAAUCACGUCUGCAUCGUCUCUGAGCUGUUGGGCAAGUCGGUCUUUGACUUUCUGAAGGACAACACCUUCAACCCUUUCCCGCCGCAACAUAUCUGGUCGUUUGCACAACAAUUACUCAAGAGUGUCGCAUUCCUACAUCGCCUCAAUCUUGUGCAUACGGACUUGAAGCCGGAGAACAUCCUCUUGGUGAAUUCAGACUAUGAUUGGCAAGCAACCUCACGGCGCGCCAAUGCACGGCGGAAAAAGGUGUUGAAGGAUACGGACAUCCGGCUCAUCGACUUUGGCUCGGCGACGUUCAACGACGAGUACCAUUCGCAAGUGGUGUCGACACGGCAUUAUCGUGCACCAGAAAUCAUCCUCAACAUGGGCUGGUCCUUCCCUUGCGACGCUUGGUCUAUCGGUUGCAUCCUCAUUGAAUUCUACACCGGAGACGCCCUCUUCCAGACGCACGACAAUCUUGAGCACUUGGCCAUGAUGGAGCAAGUUCUAGGUGGCAUGCCGGACAAUUUCCGCAUAAAGGCAGAGACGUACAAAGCAGAGUACUUUAAGAAUUCCCGCCUAGACUUCCCAAAUGCCGAGACGCCCAAGAAUUCCAAAAAGUACGUCAGUGGGAUGAGGCGAUUGGGGGAGAUUGUUAGCAAGGCCAAUGCCUGGAGAAAACACAAUGAGAGAUUUGUGGACUUGUUGAGGAGGUUGUUGGAAUUUGACCCGGCGCAUAGGAUCAAGGUGGCAGAUGCGCUCAAGCAUCCGUACUUUGAUUUAAUGGCGAAUGAGAUUCCACCGUGA